UUCUGUAUUACACAUGUUCUGUGACUAUGUUUUUAUUUCAAAAGUGUAACCAGAAUAUUGACAGUUGGCAUCAGUGGUCCCUAGUCCGCUCGACCAAUCAGGUGGCGUCGAGUAGCACCACCUCCGAACCGUCACCGUCUUUUUGACGACGACUUUGACAGCUCUUGUAUUUUACACUUUUAUGAUGUUAACCGCUUCGAAAACCCGAAAAAUCACAAGUGCAACCGUUUAAAAACCGACGAACCGGCCGUGAAAUGCCGCGCCACAAUCGUCACGAACAGUUUUAAGGAUUUUAUGUCACUGAUAACAGUUCCUUAUCACCGUGUUUUGGGUCGUGCGAAUGCAAUAUGUUACAUUCCUGAUAUCAAUUACGAUGCCUUCACUCCCGUUGAUAUUGAGCCUGUUCGUCACCGCGUCCCUGUGCCAGGAACCCAUGACCAAAGAGGAGAGGCACCAGCUCAGGGAGGAGGCCCGCGACAUGUUCUACCAUGCCUACAAUGCCUACAUGGAGAACGCCUAUCCGGCUGACGAGCUGAUGCCACUUAGCUGUGCAGGGCGGUACAGAGGACGGACUCCAAACCGUGGUGAUAUUGAUGACUGUCUUGGGAAUUUCUCGUUGACGUUGAUCGACACCUUGGACACGUUAGUUGUUCUUGGCGACCUGGAGGAAUUUGAACACGCCGUGAAACUAAUAAUAAACGACGUGUCAUUCGACAAUGAUGUCGUCGUUUCAGUUUUCGAGACCAACAUACGUGUCGUCGGGGGACUGUUGUCUGCGCACAUUCUCGCCGAUUAUUUACAACAGAGGGAUGGAAUUAUGCCCUGGUACAAGGGGGAGUUACUCUCGAUGGCCAAAGACGUCGGCUAUAGGUUGAUGCCUGCUUUCAACACCACCACCGGAAUCCCAUAUUCCAGGGUUAACCUGAAGUACGGUAUCAAGAGCGACCGGCUGGAGGCGCUGCGCGAGACGUGCACCGCCUGCGCAGGCUCGAUGAUCCUCGAAAUGGCCGCCCUGUCGCGCCUCACCGGCGAGCCCGUCUUCGAGACGAAGGCGCACAAGGCGAUGGACGAGCUGUGGAAGAUGCGACACCGCAGCUCCGACCUGAUGGGCACCGUGCUGAACGUCCACUCGGGCGAUUGGGUGCGACGCGACUCGGGCGUCGGCGCCGGCAUCGACUCCUACUACGAGUACUGUCUGAAGGCCUACAUACUGCUGGGCGAGGACAGGUAUUUGAACAGGUUCAACCGCCACUACAACGCGGUCAUGAAGUACAUUUCGCAGGGGCCGAUGCUGCUGGACGUUCACAUGCAUCGACCCCAUACGAAUUCCCGCAACUACAUGGACGCCCUGCUCGCCUUCUGGCCCGGCCUGCAGGUGCUCAAGGGCGACAUCAAGCCGGCGGUCGAGACGCACGAAAUGCUCUACCAGGUGAUGCGCCGCCACAAGUUCAUACCGGAAGCGUUCACCACCGACUUCCAGGUGCACUGGGGCAACCACCCCCUGCGGCCCGAGUUCCUCGAGUCGACGUACUUCCUGUACGGCGCCACCAACGAUCCGUACUACCUGGAGGUGGGCAGGACGGUGUUGCGCACGUUGCAGAGGUACGCGAGGGUGCCGUGCGGCUACGCGGCCGUCAACGACGUGCGCACGGCCAAGCAGGAGGACCGCAUGGAUUCGUUCGUGCUGUCUGAGACUUUUAAAUAUCUGUUUCUGCUGUUCAGCGACAAGGAGGACCUGAUUUUAGACUUGGAUAAGUUUAUUUUCACCACCGAGGGGCACCUGUUGCCUCUCUCGUUGGCUGGACGCCACAUAAAUGGGACCAGGUCGAGCCACGACACGGAACCGGACGACUCCGAGUUCGCACGAUCCUGCCCCAACACCCUCCAGUUGUUCCCGGAGUCGGUGCGCAAGCCGCUGCAGAACAUGGUGGACGGCGUGUGCCCGAAGAAGCGGCGCCGACUGACUGCUGCCGAGUUCUCGGCCGCCAACGUCAACCACCUGAAAACCCUCAAGGAUAUGGGCAUUAACAUCAUUGCCCUGAACGACGGACGGGUCCAGUUGCUGCACACGUUCUCAGCCGCGAGGUCGGCCGCCGACGCCGAGGAGGGCAUGAUGUUCAUGCACGAGAUGGUGGAACUGUCGAAGCUCCAGUCCCGCCCCACCGAAACGACGCCCCAAAUCGUCUCGUUCCCCAUACAAACACCCACCGGUGAGCAGACGGUCAGCGUGCAGGCGGGCCCGUCGCACUUCGGCAAAAGCCUGAAGCAGGACGAGCUGGUGAAGGCCAGAGCGGUGAUCGUGUCCCCAAUAAGGGGAUGCAAGGACAUCGAACAGGGCGACGCGCUGAAAGGGAAGAUCGCAAUCAUGGAGCGGGGCGACUGCAUGUUCGUCGACAAGGUGAGGGCGGUGGAGAAAUUCGGUGCCGUGGCGGCUAUAAUCAUCGACAACGUGCCGGGCACCAGCGCCAUCAGUUCGCCCUUGUUCUCGAUGUCGGGCGACGGCAGGAACGACGUUAAGAUACCUUCCGUCUUCCUAUUUACCCAAGACGCUUCCAAAUUGAGACUGGCCCUGGCCAAAGAUCCGAGCAUCGAGGUCACGAUUAAAGAGAUGAAGGGCGAGAGUGAUCUGUGGACGCAGAACGAGGAGGAGAGCAUGUUCCAGAAGCUGAAAGUGUCCGUCCAGGAAUUCUUGAACAAGCACACCGGCAUUGAUUUCAGUAAGGCGGUGGAGGUGGGCAACUUCGUGGCCAACAUCGGCAACGACAAGAUUCGCAUCACCUACAACGAGAAGACGAAGGAACCCGCCAAAAUACCCGUGGAGGAGACGGCGAAUUAUCAGUGGAGCCAAAUUAGGAAGGGCUUGCUCAAGUCGAUCAUUCAUUCCAGCACCAAAGAACUGUACGUUCCCGUCAACAUAUUACGAAUUUAUUAUCAAACCUUAAGUGGUGCUAGUAUAGAAGAAUUGAAAGCUUUGGACGUUGUAAAACAGACGGAAUGGCUUUUGAAAGAACUGCUGAUUGAACACCAAAAGACUGACGAUGACGCCCUGGUUAAACUGGAGGAGGAUUCGGGUGUUUCGAUAUUUGCGGACUUGAAGCAACUGUCCGAAUUAGAGAACGCGAAGGAGAACAAUAAUAAUUUGGAAACGCUUAGUAGUCUUUUAGAAAGCGUUUCAAAUGUCAUGUCUCCGUCGUACAGUAAUGUGAUAAAUAAUUUGGAUGGUGAAUCCGUCGAUGAUAUUGUCGUGAGUGACAGUGAUAAAAACGCAGAUGAGGAUGUGAAAAAGAGUCGUGCAGCCGACGAAUUAUGAUGGGAAUUAGAUAAAUUAAAUUGAAAUGUCUAAAGGAGAACCUAGACUUAACUUUUUUAAGUGUAAUUUAUCAAGGUUCUCUACCAAAAUUUAUUAUUUCCACAUAUCUGUUCAAUACUGUAAAUAUCUAAGCUUAGAACUUGAUACGUGCAUUAGCAUCCCUGUACAUUAAAUGUACAUAAAAUAUUUAUAUGUAAAAAAUGUAAGAAAUUAUUUUUAUAUACAUAUUAAAAAUUUGUUAAGUGUAAAUAAAGUCUACUUGGCAAGCUACUUGAAAGUGUUUUUGUUUAUUUA
Messenger RNA from Aethina tumida (small hive beetle), 3604 nucleotides. RefSeq names its product ER degradation-enhancing alpha-mannosidase-like protein 3 (gene Edem2). The coding region runs from base 341 to 3310 and encodes 989 amino acids. NCBI's taxonomy places the organism in Eukaryota, Metazoa, Arthropoda, Insecta, Coleoptera, Nitidulidae. The record is from RefSeq and is a predicted model, not a curated record. The transcript is spliced from 8 exons. Gene Ontology annotation, biological process: endoplasmic reticulum mannose trimming; carbohydrate metabolic process; mannose trimming involved in glycoprotein ERAD pathway. Gene Ontology annotation, molecular function: mannosyl-oligosaccharide 1,2-alpha-mannosidase activity; calcium ion binding. Gene Ontology annotation, cellular component: endoplasmic reticulum; membrane.